Molecule: messenger RNA, 756 nt
Organism: Penicillium olsonii
Lineage: Eukaryota; Fungi; Ascomycota; Eurotiomycetes; Eurotiales; Aspergillaceae
Source: the annotation of a GenBank genome assembly
AUGUGCGCGGCCAAUCAGCUUUCACCCGUUACCAGUCACACUAAGCCUUGGGAUCCAGGUGGGACAACUCUUUAUCCAAGACACUUUUGCCCCAGAAUUGUUACUCCAAUACUCAAUCCCCCGGAUCAUCCGAAGAUACCUAACAUUACCUCAAAUCCACUCGUCUCAACAAUGUCUAAAUACGAGAGCGCGCUUGCGCGCAUCGACGCAGCGCAUGCGGACGACCCUCGCCAGACCGAAACCGCAACACCCAUGCCCUAUGAACUUCACUACGCCCAAAAGAUGACGAGCUACCUCUCAACUCUACAGCCCGACGCGUCUGAGCUUCUACGCCUGGCGAUUCGCGCCCAGCAUCUCCGCCGCUGGGAGGUUCCCCGCGAUAGCUACCCCGCAACGAAGAUCGGAUAUCACUCGUGGCGCGCAGGACUUCAGAGGCGACAGGCUGCGCUUGUUGAGCAGAUGUGUGUGGAGAGCGGGUAUUCGGUCGAGGAGGCCGCCAGGGUUGGAGCGCUUGUGCGGAAGGCGGACUUGAAGCAAGGGGAUCCCGAUACACAAACACUUGAGGAUGUUGCUUGUCUAGUGUUUUUGGAUGAUCAGUUUGAUAAAUUUGAAACGGACUUGAAUGAUGAAGAGAAGAUGGUGGGCAUUUUGCAGAAGACCUGGGGGAAGAUGUCGGAAAGGGGGAGAGAGGAGGCUUUGAAGAUUAACUUGUCGGAAAAUGCGCAGAGGCUGGUCGGCAUUGCUUUGAGUGGAUGA